This is a messenger RNA of Microstroma glucosiphilum, 717 nucleotides long. RefSeq lists its product as hypothetical. NCBI's taxonomy places the organism in Eukaryota, Fungi, Basidiomycota, Exobasidiomycetes, Microstromatales, Microstromataceae. Bases 1 to 717 code for a protein of 238 amino acids. The record is from RefSeq and is a predicted model, not a curated record. The transcript has a single exon.
AUGAGUGGUGGUGAAGGUAGCUCUGCCGCCAAUGGUCCAUCUUCCAGCACCAACACAAGCACUAGCACAGGCGGGUACACCCUCCCCGUCGGCCCUCUCAUAUCGCGCAACCUCUCCUACGUGCUCAAACUCCCGCACCUCCCAGCCUUACCGCAAAUUCACUCCCUCUUAAUCGCUUCCGAGCCUAACAUUGCCACUCCUCCCGAUGCUAGUCAAGGGCAGACUUCAAACCAGCUUCAAUUGCAAGAACGGAUCAAAGCCCUGACCAACACUCAGCAAAAGCGGGAAGCGCUCAUCGAGCUCAAGCAAGCUCUUGCUCUCUCCGUCUCUUCGGCAAAAGAUGAGCUUCCCUCUUCCAUCUCCCAACAAGGAGAAGAGGAUGAGGAGGCGAGCUGGACCUCCUUGCAAGAGGGGCUCGAGCAUCGUCUCCUCCUCGCAGCGUGCUACGCCCUCUCCACCCCUCCACACCUGCACGAAGCGAAGCAUGAGCUAGAGGUAGCACGUGCCUCGUUGCGUGCGUGGAUCUCACCCCCGACUCUCGCCGGUGCUGGAGGCGUAGGCAUGAAAGAGCGUCGCUCAGCUCGCAUGCAGCGCAGCGCUGCCUGGUCGGGUGAUCUGCUCUUGGCAUUGGCGAAUGUGGUGGAGAUGCAGGGGGGGAGUCGGGAGGAGGUGAAGCGGUUAAUGGGGUGGAGGGAGAAGGCACUGGGCGCAAAGUAG